UCAUUCUCUAACCUAAUCGCCACCAAAAACAAUCACUUUCAAGUUUUUCAUCUCUGUCUCUCAGACCCAAAUUUGCUAAUUUCUUCCACUCUCAAGUCAUGGGAAGAGGCAGUGCAAGCGCAAUCAUCUCAGCUGCUCUGGUUCUGCUCUUCUGCUUCACCACGGUGCUCCUCUCCGACAUGGCUCAGGCGGCCACCUUCACCGUCGGAGACUCCGGUGGUUGGACUUUUAACACCCAAGGAUGGCCUCAGGGAAAGACGUUUAGGGCUGGAGAUACACUUGUGUUCAACUAUCGCCCCGGGACUCACAACGUGGUGAUAGUGAACAAGGCAGGAUACAAUACAUGCAGGACUCCGAAAGGUGCACAGGUUUUGGUUUCAGGGAAGGAUCAGAUCAAGCUCGUCAAGGGACCCAACUACUUCAUCUGCAGUUAUCCUGGCCACUGCCAGUCUGCCAUGAAGAUUGCUGUCAAUGCUGUCUGAUUAUGUGUGUGUGUGUGUGUGUGUGUGUGUGGGGUGUAAGAUUCUAAUUUCUACAUCAUGUAUCUGCUUUAGUUUACUACUAAGUUGUUUGAGUGUCUCUGAUUAGUUGCUAUUAGCCCAUUACUAGUCACGUGCAUGUGGGUGUGAAGAGAAUGGUGUGCUGUGAUGUAAUGAUAAUAUAUAUGUUUGCUGCUUUGUAAUGCUGAUAAUGGAUUUGGUAAUAAUAAAUGUGUGAAGGAGAUUGGUUUG
Molecule: messenger RNA, 731 nt
Organism: Prosopis cineraria
Lineage: Eukaryota; Viridiplantae; Streptophyta; Magnoliopsida; Fabales; Fabaceae
Product: basic blue protein-like
Exons: 2
Coding region: 99-482 (127 amino acids)
Cellular component (GO): plasma membrane
Molecular function (GO): electron transfer activity
Source: RefSeq, a predicted model, not a curated record